AUGUCCGGAACGGUGUCAGAUCUUUCUCUGGUGCAUUGGAAACAGCAGUGGUUGGAAAAUGGCACCCUCUACUUCCAUGUGUCCAUGAGCAGCGCUGAACAACUUUCCCGGGCCACGCCACCGAGCCUGCAAGAACCUUCGGAGAUUGUGGAUGAGCAGAUGCACAUUCUACACGUGUCUGUCAUGGGUGGGCUGAUUGCUCUCCUUCUGCUGCUGCUGGUCUUCACCAUCGCCCUGUACGCCCAGCGGCGCUGGUACAAACAGUGCCGGGUGCCCCACAAGAGCGCCAGUUCUGAGGCCACCCACGAGAUCCACUACAUCCCCUCUGUACUGAUUGGCUCCCAGGGCAGGGAGAGUUUCCGGAGUUCACGCCUUCAAGGUCACACCUCGGUCAUCGGCAUGCCCAUCCGGGAGACCCCCAUUUUGGAUGACUACGACUACGAGGAGGAGGAGAACCCUCUGCAUCCGGAGCUCGGCUACCGAGACGGCGAAUUCGGGAGUCAAACCGGGGUGCCGCUGGACAGCUCGGGCCGGAGCGGAGAGAAACUGGUCUACGAAAAGAAAGCUACAGAGGUGUCUCAGGAAACAGUGGAGACCCUGAUGCAGAAAUUCAAGGAGAGUUUUCGGACCAACACACCCAUCGAGAUUGGCCAGUUGCAGCCCGCUGCGCGUAGCGCCUCUGUCGGGAGGCGGAAACGCAGGAACCGGCAUCGAGGCGGUGUUGGAUUCGGUCACACCAAGGGUAACUCCGGUUCCGAAGCAGAUGACGAGACCCAGUUGACUUGCUACACCGAACAGUACCGAAGCCGCCGACGUAGCAAAGGUUCCCUCAAAAGCCCGGUGAACAAGACAGCCCUUACCUUAAUUGCUGUGAGUUCUUGCAUCCUGGCCAUGGUCUGUGGCACCCAGAUCUCCUGUCCACUCACGGUCAAAGUCACCCUUCAUGUUCCUGAGCACUUCAUUGCUGAUGGAAGCAGUUUUGUGGUGAGUGAGGGCAGCUAUUUGGACAUCUCCGACUGGCUGAAUCCUGCGAAGCUCUCCCUGUAUUAUCAAAUCAAUGCCACGUCCCCGUGGAUCCGUGAUCUUUGCGGGCAGAGAACGAUGGACGCGUGUGAGCAUCUCUGUGAUGAUGAGACUGGUGAAUGCAGCUGCCAUGAAGGAUAUGCUCCUGACCCCGUACAUCGACAUCUUUGUGUCCGCAACACCUGGGAACACAGCGAAGGCCCCUGGCCAUACACAACUCUGGAGAGAGGCUAUGAUUUGGUAACGGGUGAACAAGCUCCUGAGAAAAUUCUUAGGUCUACCUACAGCCUGGGCCAAGGUCUUUGGCUUCCUGUGAGCAAAAGUUUUGUGGUUCCACCGGUGGAGCUUUCAAUCAAUCCAUUGGCUAGCUGCAAGACGGAUGUCCUUGUGACGGAAGACCCAGCAGAUGUAAGGGAAGAAGCAAUGUUGUCGACCUAUUUUGAGACCAUCAACGACCUUCUCUCUUCCUUCGGACCGGUUCGGGAUUGUUCUCACAAUAACGGAGGCUGUACCCGCAACUUCAAAUGCGUAUCGGAUCGUCAAGUGGACUCAACCGGUUGUGUGUGCCCUGAGGACUUGAGACCCAUGAAGGAUGGGACCGGCUGCUACGACUACUCCAAGGGGAUUGAUUGCUCAGAUGGCUUCAACGGCGGCUGCGAGCAGCUAUGCCUUCAGCAAACUCUCCCUCUCCUGUGGGACCCAACCUCCAGCACCAUCCACAUGUUCUGUGGUUGCGUUGAGGAAUACAAGCUAGCUCCAGAUGGCAAGUCCUGCCUCCUGUUGUCGGACAUCUGUGAGGGCCCCAAGUGUCUCAAGCCAGAUGUGAACUUCAACGACACUCUCUUUGGAGAGAUGCUUCAUGGCUACAACAACAGGACCCAACAUGUCAACCAAGGGCAGAUCUUCCAGAUGACAUUCAGGGAGAACAAUUUCAUCAAGGACUUUCCCCAGCUGGCUGAUGCGUUGGUAGUCAUUCCUUUACCGGUUGAGGAACAGUGUCGUGGAGUGCUAUCAGAACCUCUUCCCAACCUCCAAUUGCUAACUGGUGACAUUCGAUACGAUGAAGCUAUGGGAUACCCUAUGGUUCAACACUGGAGGGUCCGAAGUAACCUGUACAGAGUGAAGCUCAGCACCAUCGCCCUCUCGUCCGGUGUGGAGUACCUUCGCAAGUGCCACAAUCAGAUCCCCGCGGGAAUCCACGCACAUGCCGGCGAUGCAGCGGAAGUCUUCGUUCUCGGAGAAAAAGUGACUGAUUUGUCGGCCCAGCUGUCCAUCUGGACCGACGGAGCCGAUGGAAAAGCCGCCCUCCAGGUGAUGCUCGUGUUGGCGGUUCUCCAGAUUCAGACCCAGCCCCUGGGUGAAGUAGAUGGUCCCUUCGGCGUCGCAGGUGACAAAUUUAGGACGCACCGCGCUGCAGAGGCAGCUGUACUUCACUACCCCGACACCCCGGUCCACCGUGAAGCACCACAACUUGCCUCCUUCCACGUCGGUCACCACAAACUGCCCGGAGGGCAGGGCGGUGAUGCCCCAGGGCUUGCUCAGCUGGCUUCGGUGGCACACCACGCAGUGUCCGUCCAUGGUGUACACUUUCAUCGAGUUGUCGUAGCUGUCGGUCACCCCGAUCAGCCCGUGGCAGUUCAUGGUGACCGACAAGGGUGUCAGGUUGGGAAGAUCGGCUCCGAGGAAGCUGAGCACAAAACUGUCUAUGCCGCUGGGGCUACGCCGAAUCUCCUUCAAAAAACCCUUGCGAGUGAAGACUUGGAUCCGGAAGUUGCCCCGGUCCGCCACGAGGACCUCUCCCUGCGGUGUGACGUGCAGGCUGACUGGCAGGUUGAAGAAACGACAGAACUUGGAAACAAGAAAGAGCUGAAGUCCAUGCCGUUCAUCACCUACCUCUCCGGGCUGCUGACCGCCCAGAUGCUCUCCGACGAUCAGCUGAUCUCCGGCGUGCAGAUCCACUGUGAAGAAAAGGGCCGCUGCCCGUCGACCUGCCAUCUCUGCCGCCGGGCGGGCAAGGAGCAGCUGAGCCCCAGCCCCGUGCUGUUGGAGAUCAGCCACAUCGUCCCGUUAUACAUGCUCAUCCAGGACAACGAGACCCGGGAGGCCUUCAAGGCAGCCCUCAUGAGCUCCUACUGGUGCUCCGGGAAAGGAGACGUGAUUGAGGAUUGGUGUCGGUGUGACCUGAAUGCCUUUGAUGACAACGGCCUCCCCAGCUGCAGCCCACUUCCCCAGCCUGUUUUGCGUCUUUCUCCCACCGUGGAGCCUUCCAGCACAGUCGUCUCCUUGCAGUGGUUAGAUGUCCAGCCAGCCAUUGGAACCAAAGUCUCUGAUUAUAUUUUGCAUCACAAAAAGGUGGAUGAAUACACCGACACCGACCUGUAUACAGGAGAGUCCUUGAGCUUUGCGGAUGAUUUGCUGUCCGGCCUUGGGACCGCCUGCGUUGCUGCCGGGAGAACUCACGGGGACAGCCAAGACGGUCAAGAAAUGUACUCGGUCAUUUUCAAAUGCUUGGAACCUGAUGGAUUGUACAAAUUUACCCUCUACGCUGUAGACACUCGUGGGAGGCACUCCGAACUCAGCACCAUCACGCUAAGAACGGCCUGUCCACUGGUGGAUGACAGCAAAGCAGAAGAGAUAGCCGAUAAGAUCUACAACCUGUACAAUGGCUACACCAGUGGGAAGGAGCAACAGACCGCCUACAACAUCCUUAUGGAGGUCUCUGCUUCCAUGCUUUCCCGGGUCCAGCAUCAUUACAAUUCCCACUACGAGAAGUUUGGGGACUUUGUCUGGCGUAGCGAGGAUGAGCUCGGCCCCAGAAAAGCACACCUCAUCUUACGACGGCUGGAGAGAGUCAGCAGCCACUGUUCCAGUUUGCUACACAGCGCCUACAUCCAGAGCCGGACUGAUACUGUGCCCUACUUAUUCUGUCGAAGCGAGGAGAUUCGGUCUCCCGGCAUGAUCUGGUACAACGUCCUCAAAGACACCAAAAUCGCCUGUGAAGAGAAGAUGGUCUCUCUCUUGCGCAACCUGUACGGCGACUCCAAGGGACGAUGAAAAACCCGGCCGGCUAAGCAAGGGACGAUGGAGCACAGGCACCC
Molecule: messenger RNA, 4121 nt
Organism: Protobothrops mucrosquamatus (brown spotted pit viper)
Lineage: Eukaryota; Metazoa; Chordata; Lepidosauria; Squamata; Viperidae
Gene: ASTN2
Product: astrotactin 2
Exons: 23
Coding region: 1-4077 (1358 amino acids)
Biological process (GO): neuron cell-cell adhesion; neuron migration
Source: RefSeq, a predicted model, not a curated record